AUGCCAGGGUGGAAGAAGGCGUGGCUGUCGAUGCUGGACCGAGCAGGCGGCGGCGGCAGUGGCAGCAGCGGGUCCCUGCAGGUGCACGUGCAGGGCCUCCACUCCCCGUCCUCCUCCUCGUCUUCCCUCGCCAGCUACAAGCGGGGCGGCAAGUACGGCGUCGGCCACGUGAGUAGCAAGGCGGUGGUGGUGGGCUGCUUCUCCGCCGUGCUCGCGCUCGCGCUCGGCUUCUUCUACGUCUCCGUCACCAGCGGGCCGGCCGCUGGCGACUCCUUCCCCUCCCCGGCCGCCGCCUCCUCGUCGUCCUCGUCGUCGUCCGGGAUUCUCCUGUCGUGGCUGUCGUCGAACACGUCCACGACGUCGCCGAGGAAAUCGCUUCUUCCCCACCCUCCCAUUAUUCCUCCUGCAGUGACUGCGGGCGGCGCUGCUGACGAUGACCAGAGCGACGCGCGCAACGCAACGGCGGCGUCGCGUCGCGUGCAGAGCAGCGCAGUGGGGCACUCGUCGGCGUCGGCGUCGGAAGUCGGCUCGGGGCAAGCGACAUCGGUAUCCGGGCAGACGGCCAACGCGCAGGGUCCUCCCCUGCAGGGCGCCGGGAACGCCACCGUCGGUUCCGAUACCGAACCCGCCGGUAACGGCACCAGAGAAGAAGAGCCCCAAGUCGAAACCGCAACGGCGAUGCUGCGAUGGCGAAGGACAGAGACAGACGGAGCCAGUUCUUCCAACAACUCCGUCGUCGGUGCUCCCGGUCAGAUAGCGAGGAACACUGACGUCGCCACCGGCAACUCAAUUGACGCCGGGACUUCGAGCCGAGAAGAGGUAACCGAGAACGCCGCCGUCGACAACGUGCAAAGCUCGGCACGCCAAGGGGCUCUGCCAUCAUGGCCGGAGUGGAAGGUGGACAGGCAUAGGCCCAGGAGAGUCGUGCGGCGCAGGCACCCGAGGCGACGGAAGGAGGUCGUCCUCCCGGCGCAAGAUCUCGUUGCCGAGCAGAGCGACGGCGAGACGGCUGGCGCCAAAGCAAACAUGGCCGUCGGGCCAGGCAACGACAUGGCCGGCGUGAACACCAGCAUGGUCGUCGGGCCAGGGAACGGCGGCGUGGUCGCGGGCGCGAACGCCAGCAUGGGCGUCGCCGGCGCCGGCAACACCCGGAUCGUAUGGACGUCGGGCGUGCAGGACCUGGUUUCCUUCGCCAGGUGCGACGUGUUCAACGGGAGGUGGGUGAGGGACGAGAGCUACGGGUUCUACCCGCCCAAGUCGUGCGCGCUCAUCGACGACGACUUCAACUGCCACAAGAACGGCCGGCCGGACAGCGACUACCUCAAGUGGCGGUGGCAGCCGCAGGGCUGCGACAUUCCCAGGCUGAACGCGACUGGAUUCCUGGAGAGGCUGAGGGGGCAGAGGAUCAUAUUUGUCGGCGACUCACUGAACCGGAACAUGUGGGAGUCACUGGUCUGCAUCCUUCGCCAUGGCGUCAGGGACAAGAGGAACGUGUACGAGGCAUCAGGGAAGAACCAGUUCAAGACCAGAGGAUACUACUCCUUCAGAUUCACGGAGUACAAUUGCUCGGUUGAUUUCAUAAGAUCAAUAUUCCUCGUCAAGGAGAUGAUCCGUGAGGGUAUCAAUGGUACUGAAGACGCGAAGCUGAAACUGGACGAGCUAGAUGCGACGACUCCGGCGUACCAGACUGCGGACAUCGUCGUCUUCAACACCGGUCACUGGUGGACUCACUACAAAACAUCAAGAGGGUUGAACUAUUACCAAGAGGGCAACCAUGUGUAUCGCAGCCUUGAGGUUUUGGAUGCAUACAAGAGAGCUCUGACCACCUGGGCUAGAUGGGUCGACAAGAACAUUGAUUCGAGAAGAACUCAGGUUGUAUUCAGAGGAUAUUCACUAUCACAUUUCAGGGGAGGGCAGUGGAAUUCAGGAGGGAGAUGCCAUAGGGAGACAGAGCCAAUCUUCAAUCAGACAUACCUUACUGAGUACCCUGAGAAGAUGGUAAUCGUAGAGCAGGUCCUGAGGCAGAUGAAAACUCCCGUGAUAUACCUCAACAUCAGCACACUCACUGAUUACCGAAAAGAUGGCCAUCCAUCAGUGUACCGAACAUGGUAUGAAACGGAGGAGGAACGGAUGGCAGCGGUGAAAAAGCAGGACUGCAGCCACUGGUGCUUGCCUGGCGUGCCAGAUACGUGGAACGAACUACUGUAUGCUUCGCUGCUCCAGGCAGGCAAAGGUUCAUGGAAGUUGUGAGAUGAUGAUUACAAACAUUAGGCUUCAUCUCUUUACAUGCAAAUGCAGAAGUUGUGAGAUGAUGAUUACAAACAUUAGACUUCAUCUCUUUACAUGCAAAUGCAGAGAAAACAAUUACAGAUGAUUCAUGAGGCUCCGGAUCUGUAGUUAUAAUUGGAUAGAAUUGCAAAUCUUGCGUUUGCGGUAGACCCAUUACUAGGACAAAAUAAUCAUCAGAAGUGGGAUUUUUUUUAAGAAUUUUUUCAGUAGUUCGUGUACUGAUGUACACGAGACCUCAAUAACUGAUGUAACAUGUCAAAUAGAUACUGGAAGUUGGGUAUCGUACCGCAGGAUUAUCUUCACAUUAGCUUCUUUGCAUGAAUUUGACUAGCAGCAGAUAAGGUAUUCCAGCUUUCUUUUUGGCAAGUUUUCCAGCUAUUUGACUAGAGCAGCUGGUUUCAAGAGCACUAGAACAAAGGGCUAAGGCUCCUACUUUUAGAAGGAAGUAAAAUACAGGUAUGAUAGGUCAUCUCUCUCAGUCUCAGACAGGCCAAAGGGGAAAGUACUUCUCAACCUUGCUUGCUUAUAAUCUUCUUGCCAUCAUAUUUCAGAUAAUAGUUUCUUUAUAUCAACCAGAAGAUAUUCUCCCUUGGUAGUAAUGUAUGUAUAACUUUACAAUUUACAAGCAAAAGCAAUAACAACAUGUGCUAAAAUAAUUUGAAACAACAUAAUAACAAAAUACAAAUAAAAAGUAGGAAUGUCUAGUUGCAGCACAGAC
This is a messenger RNA of Setaria italica (foxtail millet), 3007 nucleotides long. RefSeq names its product protein trichome birefringence-like 2. The transcript is spliced from 5 exons. The record is from RefSeq and is a predicted model, not a curated record. Gene Ontology annotation, molecular function: O-acetyltransferase activity. Gene Ontology annotation, cellular component: Golgi apparatus. Lineage: Eukaryota; Viridiplantae; Streptophyta; Magnoliopsida; Poales; Poaceae. The coding region runs from base 1 to 2250 and encodes 749 amino acids.